ACAAUUCUUCCAUUCUUACCCUGGCGCGUUUUCUUCAACAGUUCACAGCCUCUGGCAAGCAACUCUCGACUACAAAUCCCAAGGAAAUUCUCCUCCGAAACAAGUUCUUCGCCGCUGAAGCUCCCAUUCGAACUUCCAUUACUAGCAACUCCCAUUCCUUUCUCAACCGGGAUCACGGCCGCCAGAUUCCACACAUCCUUCAAUGCUCUUGCCUUUAAUGUGGCGGCCCCACCAGCUGCCGUCAAGGUCAUAAUAUCUCCGGGCGACCGAACAUUAACGGCCGAGCUAACAACAGAAGCUAAGUGUUCCCGCUCGGCCCCCAUUACCUCAGCCGCCUCCACACACUGUGCCGCCACCAGAGUGGCGGCCGACGCCACCGCCAUGUCCGCCGCCUCGCCGGACGCGGCGGCAGUGGCGGCCGCAAUGGCGGCAACUGCCGACGCCACUCCAGCUACUGAUACAGUCGCGUGGAGUUGCGCAUUGUGGGCCCGCGCCUCUUCUUUCUUCUUCUCUCUCCUUUCCUUGAGCCAUCGCCCGACGGUUUUCCCACCGCCGUUGGCUGUGCCUGAAGAGGUCUUG
This is a messenger RNA of Striga asiatica, 579 nucleotides long. The record is from the annotation of a GenBank genome assembly. Lineage: Eukaryota; Viridiplantae; Streptophyta; Magnoliopsida; Lamiales; Orobanchaceae.